UGAAUUUGAAAGAAGUUGUCACCAAAUACCUAGUUGAGAAAAUAAUUACAAAAAAGCAAAGACUUUAUUGAAUUUGCAGCUAUCAUGAAUGCCGAUGAAAGUCUAGAUGAAACUCCAGCGGAUCUCGAUUUCGUAGACGUUAAGGAAGAGGAAGAAAAUGAGAAAGAACAAGAAAAAACUGUUAGCGCUCGGUUGUUACUGACCAAAGAACAGCAAAGUGACUUGCUCGAGGCUUUCAACCUUCUGGAUUAUACAGGAGAAGGAAAAAUCAAAGCGGAGGAUUUUCGGGUUGCAGUAAAAGCUCUAGGUUAUGAACCAACUAAAGAAGAGCUACAGAAGAUGAUAAACGCCGUGGACAAAGGGAACACUGGAAGGCUUAGUUUCGAGAACUUUCAAACUGCCAUCAUGAGGAAGAUUAUGUCCCAGGAUAACGAUGGAGAUAUUAUGAAGAGUUUUCGCCUUUAUGAUAUUGAUGAUACUGGACUCAUCAGCUUCGAUAACCUGAAAAAAGUUACUCAGAUCUUGGAGAUUCCGUUGACGGAUGAAGAAAUAGAGGAAAUGAUAGACGAUGCUGAUAAAGACUUCGACUCAUUUGUAUCUGUCGAAGAGUUUAUGAAAAUGAUCAAAAACUGCGUUCAUAUCGUUACACCUUAGAAUAGAUAUUAAUUUCUACCAAAAGAAGAAAACUACUCUCGUUGUCUC
This is a messenger RNA of Helicoverpa armigera (cotton bollworm), 702 nucleotides long. RefSeq lists its product as uncharacterized. The record is from RefSeq and is a predicted model, not a curated record. The transcript has 5 exons. Gene Ontology annotation, cellular component: myosin II complex. Lineage: Eukaryota; Metazoa; Arthropoda; Insecta; Lepidoptera; Noctuidae. Gene Ontology annotation, molecular function: calcium ion binding. The coding region runs from base 85 to 654 and encodes 189 amino acids.